GGUCGAUCUACAUAAUCUUCCCCACUUCAUCCACCUUUUUUUAGUCUGUCGCAGUCGCUCGUUAUAUCUUUCGUUUACCUUUUCAUAAGUUGUGACGUGUAGCCUUCAAUUGUGUUCAAAUAUUGUUGUGGAGAGGCGCACUGUAGCCCCUCCGACCAGACGCUCCUUCUAUCUCGAUUUCUAUUUGUUGGGUUUGUGAGGCCCGAUUAUACAUAUUCGUUAAUAUCAGCCCUUGCCGUUGAGAUACUCUCCUUUGUAUUAUCUAAAAGCAAACGUGUACUCUUGCUUGAUCAUGGUGACGACCUCCCACAUCGAUAGCGUGCGCGAGCUGCUAUCAAGCGCAUCGGCGUCCAUCCCCUGGAAGACGCUGACGCUGCUAUUGGCCAUUAUCAACCUGAAGAACCUUCCAUUCAUCUGGCAUCUUCGCAUCCUCCGCCACUUCUGGGGCAACAUCCGAUGGAAAACCGACCAUCCAUACUUCCCCAAAGGCACAGCCAUCGCCACACAUACGGGCAAACCCACCCACCCAGUCUUCACAGCCUUCGGGAUCACAUCGCGCACACCCAUGUGGGAAACAGACUACAACUUACACAAAUCCAACAGCACGUACUUCUCAGACCUAGACGUCGCACGCACAGCACUCGUCACAAGACUGUACUCGCCCGGUGUGGGUCUGGUAAGCAAGGAGCUAGAUGCGGAGUUCGCAGCCGCCGCCCGCAAGGAAGGCAAGAAGCCGCCUGCGUCCAAGGCGAUGUACAUCGCGCUGGGGUCAGUGUAUUGCAACUUUAAGCGUGAGAUCAAGCCCUUUGAGAAGUACGAGAUCGAGUCCAAGACCAUCGCCUGGGACCAGAAGUGGAUGUAUGUCAUAAGCUUUUUCCUGCGGCCGGCGCCGCGCAAGGGCGGCCAGCGCGUCCUUUUCGCUACUGCGCUCAGCAAGUACGUUGCCAAGAAGGGCCGGUUGACUGUUUCGCCGGAGCGGGUCAUGCGUGCGAGCGGCUUUCUCCCCCCGCGGCCGGAGGGUGUCUCGGCUGAGACGCCUGCUGAGUCUUCGGCGGAUGUGUCUGGUGUGGGCACGCCCGCUGGUGAGGGCAUCACGGCUUCUGCGGCGGGCGUGGAUGGGUCGUUGGUCCGUGAGGUGCUGCAGAUGAAGGAGGGCGAUAUCCCUGAGCGGGCUACGCUGGAGAAGGAACGCACGGAGAAUACUGAGUCGUGGGAUGCGGAUGAGUGGACGUGGGAGCGGAUCGAGGAGGAGAGAUUGCGGGGACUUCGUGUGGUGGAGGGGUAUGCUUCAUUGGAUACAAAGCUGUUGGAAGAGUGGGAACAGUGAGGUCCAUGGGAUAAAUUUAACAUAGA
Messenger RNA from Aspergillus candidus, 1353 nucleotides. Its product is annotated as acyl-CoA thioesterase. The record is from RefSeq and is a predicted model, not a curated record. The transcript is spliced from 2 exons. NCBI's taxonomy places the organism in Eukaryota, Fungi, Ascomycota, Eurotiomycetes, Eurotiales, Aspergillaceae. Bases 293 to 1327 code for a protein of 344 amino acids.